Moneuplotes crassus is the source of this 1152-nucleotide messenger RNA. Lineage: Eukaryota; Ciliophora; Spirotrichea; Euplotida; Euplotidae. The record is from the annotation of a GenBank genome assembly.
GUUUCAUUAUGGAAAAAUAUUACGGCAGACUUAAAAGAUUAGGCGAAGAUAUUGUCAAAUUUGCUUUUAAAAAUGAAGAGGAGAUGGAAGAACCUGAUAUUACUGAGCACCGCUUCGAUGAUUUUCUUGAAGAACUAAACGAAUUAGGGGACCUUAAAGAAUACAAGAAGUUGUCUCAUAAAUAAAGAAAUCAACAUCAGUAAGAAAAAGUUGCUAAAAAAGGCAAUGAAAGCUUUAGAUCCAGAAUAUGUGGAAAAAGUAACUCUUGAUGAAAUAGAAAGAGAUGUAGAAUGGAACAAAAGAAUUACUAUAUGCAUAAACGGAUACAUGAGUGAUAAUGCUGCAAAUGGGAAUUGGAAUCCAGCAAUUACUUCUAGACCCAACGAUUUGAUCUAUGUCUAUCACUUCCCAACAAUUGUUGCUUUGAUGGAAGAUGAAAAGGUUCAAUUAUCUGAUUUCUUUCAAUUUAAAGCAAAGAAAAUAUGGAAGAUGUUGGCCAAGGAAACCAAUAAGUUCACAGCAGCAGUUGAGUUAGCACAGAAAAGUGGAGCAUUACUAGCAUAUCUAAUCUGACUUGAUUUCCCUCAAAAAUAUAAAUAAAGUUGACCUUAUUGGGUUCAGUCUAGGGACUCAGGUUAUCAAGAGCUGCCUAGAAACUUUGAAAAAGUUAAAUGUGACUAGUAUCAUUGACAAUGUUUAUUUUAUGGGAGGUGCAACUUGGUUGAAUAUCUCAGAUGUUGAUAUAUUUGAUACAGUAAAUACUUCUGUAAACCAUUCUUACACAAAAAGAGAUCAUACUUUAACUCUUUACGAAUACCACCAAAUUUAUUUUGGCAAGAAGAGCAAAGAAGAGCUAAAAGAAGAAUCGAAGGAAGAAGAGAAAGAGAAUGAUGAAGAUAGUGAUUCAGAUGAACCCCAAUUAAAACAGAAGACCAAGAAGAAGCCAAUAGGCAGAAGCAAGCUUAAUGAAGAAAUAGUUAUCGCUCUCGAAGCCAAAGGAUUGAAAGUUAAUCAAUCCAAAGUUAGUGACAUCGUUGGAGAACACUUGUUUUAUUGGAAAUAUUUGGAUGAAAUCCUCGAAAGAAUGGAUUUUGGAGAUGUUCAAAGCGAAACCGAUAGCGAGAGCGAUUAAAUUUGAGAGCAGAAGAUUCA